Urocitellus parryii (Arctic ground squirrel) is the source of this 2198-nucleotide messenger RNA. It is a transcript of the gene Capn8, whose product is annotated as calpain 8. Lineage: Eukaryota; Metazoa; Chordata; Mammalia; Rodentia; Sciuridae. Gene Ontology annotation, biological process: proteolysis. Gene Ontology annotation, cellular component: cytoplasm. Gene Ontology annotation, molecular function: calcium-dependent cysteine-type endopeptidase activity. The record is from RefSeq and is a predicted model, not a curated record.
UGUCUUAUAGCUCCCCUCCCAGUGGGGCAGGAGUCUGAGAGUGAGGAGCAUCUCUGUCUUCCUGUCCACCCACAGAGCCUAUGGUCAUGGCGGCCCUGGCAGCAGGAAUGUCCAAGCAGCGUGCAGUGGCUGAGKGUCUUGGCUCCAACCAGAACGCUGUGAAAUACUUGGGCCAGGACUUUGAGACUCUGAGGCAACAGUGCUUAGAAUCAGGAGUCCUAUUUAAGGACCCAGAGUUCCCAGCAUGUCCAUCAGCUUUGGGCUACAAGGAUCUUGGACCAGGUUCCCCCCAAACUCGAGGAAUCAUUUGGAAGCGACCCACGGAAUUAUGUCCCAACCCUCAGUUUAUCGUGGGUGGAGCCACACGAACAGACGUUYGUCAGGGUGGUCUAGGUGAUUGCUGGCUUCUGGCGGCCAUUGCUUCUCUCACCCUGAAUGAAAAGCUGCUUUACCGGGUGGUCCCCAGGGACCAGACCUUCCAGAAGAACUAUGCAGGCAUCUUUCAUUUUCAGUUCUGGCAGUAUGGAGAGUGGGUGGAGGUGGUCAUUGACGACAGGCUGCCCACCAAGAACGGGCAGCUGCUCUUCCUACACUCUGAAGAAGGCAAUGAAUUCUGGAGCGCACUUUUGGAGAAAGCCUAUGCCAAGCUCAAUGGUUCUUAUGAGGCUCUUGCUGGAGGGUCCACAAUGGAAGGGUUUGAGGAUUUCACAGGUGGUAUCUCCGAGUUUUAUGACCUGAAGAAGCCACCAACCAAUCUGUACCAUAUCAUUAGAAAAGCCCUCCGUGCGGGGUCUCUCCUGGGUUGCUCCAUUGAUGUCUCCAGUGCAGCUGAAGCAGAAGCCAUCACCAGCCAGAAGCUGGUUAAGAGUCAUGCGUACUCUGUUACUGGAGUUGAAGAGGUGGAUUUCCGUGGCUGCCCAGAGAAGCUGAUCAGACUCAGGAAUCCAUGGGGCGAAGUGGAGUGGACGGGAGCUUGGAGCGAUGAUGCACCUGAAUGGAACUACAUAGAUCCCAGGCAGAAGGAAGAGCUGGACAGGAAAGCUGAGGAUGGAGAGUUCUGGAUGUCAUUUUCAGAUUUCUUAAAGCAGUUCUCCCGCCUGGAGAUCUGCAACCUUUCCCCAGACUCUCUGAGCAGUGACGAGGUGCACAAAUGGAACCUGGUGCUGUUCAAUGGCCGCUGGACAMGGGGUUCCACCGCAGGUGGCUGCCAGAACUACCCAGCCACUUACUGGACUAAUCCACAGUUCAAAAUCCAUUUGGACGAGGUAGAUGAAGACCAGGAGGAGGGAGUUGGUGAACCCUGCUGUACGGUGCUGUUGGGUCUGAUGCAGAAAAAUCGCAGGCGACAGAAGAAGCUAGGGCAGGGCAUGCUUAGCAUCGGCUAUGCUAUCUACCAGGUUCCCAAGGAGCUGGAAAGUCACACAGAUAUACACCUGGGCCGGGACUUCUUCCUGGGUCACCAGCCCUCCACUCGCUCCGGCACCUAUGUCAACCUGCGGGAGGUGUCUGGCCGGGCUCGGCUGCCCCCUGGGGAGUACCUGGUGGUGCCGUCCACAUUUGAGCCCUUCAAGGACGGCGACUUCUGCUUGAGRGUGUUCUCCGAGAAGAAGGCCAAGGCCCUGGAAAUUGGAAAUGUUGUGGCUGGAAAUCCACAUGAGCCACAUCCCAGUGAGGUGGAUCAAGAAGACAAGCAGAUCCAGAGCCUGUUUGAGGAAUUUGCAGGGAAGGAUUCUGAGAUCGGUGCCAAUAAGCUCAAGACAGUUCUGAAUGGGGUGUUUUCCAAACGAACAGACAUUAAAUUCAAUGGAUUCAACAUCAAUACUUGCAGGGAAAUGAUCAGUCUGUUGGAUAGCCAUGGGACAGGCACCUUGGGACCGGUGGAAUUCAGGACGCUGUGGCUGAAGAUCCACAAGUAUCUGGAGAUCUAUCGGGAAACAGAUUAUAACCACUUAGGGACCAUGGAUGCCCACGAGAUGAGGACAGCACUCAAGAAAGCAGGUUUCACCCUCAACAACCAAGUGCAGCAGACCAUCGCCAUGCGGUACKCGUGUAGCAAGCUUGGCAUUGACUUUGAUGGCUUCGUUGCUUGUAUGAUCCGCCUGGAGACCCUUUUCAAAUUAUUCAGGCUUUUGGACAAGGACCAGAAUGGAAUUGUCCAGCUCUCUCUGGCUGAGUGGCUGUGCUGUGUGCUGGUCUGA